This is a messenger RNA of Conger conger (European conger), 405 nucleotides long. RefSeq names its product keratin-associated protein 4-2-like. NCBI's taxonomy places the organism in Eukaryota, Metazoa, Chordata, Actinopteri, Anguilliformes, Congridae. The coding region runs from base 1 to 405 and encodes 134 amino acids. The record is from RefSeq and is a predicted model, not a curated record. The transcript is spliced from 2 exons.
AUGAAAUGUGCCAGCACCAACUGUACGGGUGCCAACUGUGCCAACACCAACUGUACCAACACCAACUGUGCCAGCACCAACUGUACCAACACCAACUGUACCAGCACAAAGUGUGCCAGCACCAGCUGUACCAACACCAACUGUGCCAACACCAACUGUGCCAGCACCGACUGUACCAGCACCAAGUGUGCCAGCACCAACUUUACCAGCACCAAGUGUGCCAGCACCAACUGUGCCAAAACCAACUGUACCAGCACCAAGUGUGCCAGCACCAACUGUACCAGCACCAACUGUACCAACACCAACUGUACCAACACCUACUGUGCCCGCAGCUCGACAGGGCCACAUCAUGGCCCAGAGAGGGAGGGAUCCGACUUGUACCCCACUUUCUACCUCAUAAACUGA